Corapipo altera (White-ruffed manakin) is the source of this 494-nucleotide messenger RNA. Its product is annotated as sodium channel protein type 4 subunit alpha B-like. Gene Ontology annotation, biological process: sodium ion transmembrane transport; neuronal action potential; membrane depolarization during action potential. The record is from RefSeq and is a predicted model, not a curated record. Gene Ontology annotation, cellular component: voltage-gated sodium channel complex; plasma membrane; axon. The transcript has 2 exons. The annotation marks the transcript as partial. Gene Ontology annotation, molecular function: voltage-gated sodium channel activity. Lineage: Eukaryota; Metazoa; Chordata; Aves; Passeriformes; Pipridae.
CUGUCAUUUUAGAGAACUUAAAUGUUGCCACUGAAGAAAGCACAGAUCUUCUUUGUGAGGAGGACUUUGAUAUGUUUUAUGAGACCUGGGGAAAAUUUAAUCCUCUGGCAACACAGUUUAUUGACUAUUCUGCUCUUUCAGACUUUGCAGAUGCUCUGGCAGAACCCUUGCGCAUUCCAAAGCCCAAUAGCAUCCAGCUCAUAUCCAUGGACCUCCCUCUAGUGAGUGGAGAUAGGAUCCACUGCUUGGAUAUCUUGCUUGCUUUCAGUAAACGAGUCUUGGGAGAAUGUGGAGAUUUUGAUACAAUUAAAUUACUCAUUGAAGAAAAAUUUGUGGCUGCCAAUCCAUCUAAAAGUUCUCAUAGGCCAAUUUCUUCUACAUUUAAGAGAAAACAAGAGGAGGUAUCAGCAGUUAUUAUCCAAAGGGCCUUCAGGAGUUUAUGUUAUUCAGCUGAAGUGUCAUGGUGGAUUCAGAACCACUAAUAAAAUACGACU